AUGUCAUCAGACUUGGACAGGCAAAUUGAGCAGUUGAAGAGGUGUGAGCCUCUGAGGGAGUCUGAAGUGAAGGCUCUUUGCCUCAAAGCCAUGGAAAUCCUCGUCGAAGAGAGCAACGUUCAAAGGGUCGAUGCUCCUGUCACCAUAUGUGGUGAUAUUCACGGUCAGUUUUAUGACAUGAAGGAGCUUUUCAAAGUGGGAGGGGAUUGCCCCAAGACUAACUAUUUAUUCCUGGGAGAUUUUGUCGAUAGAGGGUUUUACUCAGUUGAAACAUUCCUUCUUCUGCUCGCCCUUAAGGUGAGGUAUCCUGAUCGGAUAACACUCAUUAGAGGAAACCAUGAAAGCCGUCAGAUCACUCAGGUAUAUGGAUUCUAUGAUGAAUGCCUUCGAAAGUAUGGUUCAGUCAAUGUAUGGAGAUAUUGUACUGAUAUAUUCGACUACUUAAGUUUGUCCGCUUUAAUUGAAAACAAGAUUUUCAGUGUUCAUGGGGGUCUUUCUCCUGCAAUUUCAACACUGGAUCAGAUUCGAACUAUUGAUCGGAAGCAAGAAGUACCUCAUGAUGGUGCCAUGUGUGACCUCUUAUGGUCAGAUCCUGAAGAUAUUGUGGAUGGAUGGGGUCUCAGUCCCCGUGGUGCUGGUUUCUUAUUUGGUGGCAGUGUUGUUACUUCCUUUAACCACUCCAACAACAUUGACUAUAUAUGUCGUGCACAUCAGUUGGUAAUGGAAGGAUAUAAAUGGAUGUUCAAUAACCAGAUAGUUACUGUCUGGUCUGCUCCAAAUUAUUGCUAUAGAUGUGGUAAUGUAGCUGCAAUUCUGGAGUUGGAUGGAAAUCUUAAUAAGCAGUUCCGCGUUUUUGAAGCUGCUCCACAGGAAUCAAGAGGGACACCUGCAAAGAAACCAGCACCGGAUUACUUCCUAUGA
Sphenostylis stenocarpa is the source of this 921-nucleotide messenger RNA. Lineage: Eukaryota; Viridiplantae; Streptophyta; Magnoliopsida; Fabales; Fabaceae. The record is from the annotation of a GenBank genome assembly.